UCAUUUAUUAUGUUUAUUGGCCUCCUGGUAGUCCUUGUACAAAUUGCCCAUCUCUGCUAGUUGUUUGUCUUUUUCUUGUUGAUUUCUCGGAGUUCUUUACAUAUGAAGAAUGGUGGGCAGGGUCUGGUGGACAUGCUGGCACCCACGCUCUCUUCUCCUUGCAGUGGUUGGCUGGCAGCGAUCGGGUUCUUCCAGACCAGUGUCGGGGCCGCCGUGAUCAUGCUGCUUCCAGCCAUCAUGUUCUCCAUGUCGGCCGCCAUGAUGGCCAUUGUGAUCAUGAAGGUGCACAAGAUCUACCGGGGGGCCGGUGGAAGCUUCCAGAAGGCGCAGACGGAGUGGAACACGGGCACUUGGCGGAACCCGCCGUCUCGGGAGGCACAGUACAACAACUUCUCGGGGAACAGCCUGCCCGAGUACCCCACCGUGCCCAGCUACCCGGCUGGCGGCAGCCAGUGGCCUUAGAUGGAGUGGCCGGCCUGCCUCCCCCCCCACUCCUGCCGCCACCCUGGGUCCCCUGAGCCCCUAAGCCUGUACCCCCGCCCCUUCCAGGCAGCGGCUCGGCCCUCCCCCAGCUGGGAUGGCAGGAGGGGCUGGUGGACUAGGGCUUCCAGCCAGGCGGGCGGACCCUGGGGGCUCUUGAGGACCCACACUCACCUUCAUCUCACUCCCAAGAGCCGAGCUCCUUGCAGACACUGCCCAGAGCUGUCCAGCCUCUGCCGUCCAGCAGAAGGACGCUCCUUCUGCCCCCAAAACGUUUGCCCCAAAACGGUGUAGCGGCCACACCCUCUCCCCUCGGGGUCUCGGCGGUCGCCGCAUGCCCAGGGAGAGGGAGGCCUUGGCACCAGAUUCUGGGCCCCUCCGGGCGACAGAGGGACCUGAUGUAUAGUGGGGUCGCCCAUAUCUCUGUUCUCCCAAGUCCCCGCCCACCUGCAGUAGGAGGGCUCACGGGGAUGAGCCCUUGGGGACGGCCAGAGCCCGCUUUGCCACCUCUGUGCAGUGAUCUGAGCCCCUGUCUGUCUGUCCAUCCACCCCGGUCGCUCUGCGCUGCGCUCCUUGGCUGCUGUGGGGCCAGCUUGCCUCCGGCCUUCCUGCCACGGUCACUCGCGUCCACAGACGCGCGCUCUUCCCCGUAGCGGUCUAGAGCUCCAGUGCCCUGGUGUGGCUACAGGAGAGAGGCCCCACUACCCCCCACCCGUACCGGGACAAAACCUGGGACGGAAUCCCCUUGGGAGAGGAGGGGACCGUUGGCCUCUGCCCCCCACCCCCACCCUCAGCGUGCAGACGGGAAAACAGGUGGCGUCUUGAGGUCACUGCCUGCCCCGAGGCCGGGCGUCGGAGGGUGACGCUGGGCCGGCUGCUCAGGGGCUGCGGGGCCACACGGCCCUUUUCUGGAUCUGCAGGAAGCAGGAGAUUGAGUUUCUCAGGAGAGCGGCCUUUUAGGAGAUGACAUGACCCAUCUCUGUGCCUUAUUGAGGAAUCUGAACAGCCGUCACUUUGCUCUGCUCCCCUCCUCCGAUUCUUCUAGCUCCUUCCAGACCAGGGGACCGAGCAUCCCGGGGGGGGGGGUCUCCGCAGCACCUGCGUGAGCGAACGGACCAAAGGAGGCCUCCUGGUGGCCUCUUAGCCCGUGCUGGCCAGGCUUCCCGGGUGCCCUGACACUGCCCCUCGGCCUCUUCCUCAUGACACCCCGCCCCGCUGGACGCCCGCCUCUCCAGAAGCCCCCGGCCCAUGGGGCCGGACCUGUUCCCCGCACCCGCGCUUGCUUGCCUUAGCUACUUGUGCCGUGGUCCCUGGAGAAAGUGGCUGCGUCCAGGUCCCCAGAGGACGAGGCCUCUGGAUGGAGACCCCAGCCUCGGGUCUCCUGGCAUCCCGUAACACCCCCGAGCCAGCCUCCUGCACUGAGAGGCUCACGCUGUGCUAACCGUGGGGCUGAAUCUCGUCAUGACCCUAACGCCGAUGGUGACAGCCCGUUCACCAGGUGUCACCAGGCAUAGGAGGAAUACCGUGGAUUCGCCCACAGCACCCUCCCCUGUGCCCCCCACCGUAUUUGGCGCCUUUGUUAAUACAGGGUAGUUAGUGGUUUUUGUUACCUGAAAAUAUUCUGGAAAUAAAUACAAUUUUUCUGCA
Diceros bicornis minor is the source of this 2127-nucleotide messenger RNA. RefSeq names its product secretory carrier-associated membrane protein 4-like. The transcript has 2 exons. The record is from RefSeq and is a predicted model, not a curated record. Gene Ontology annotation, cellular component: trans-Golgi network membrane; recycling endosome membrane. Bases 103 to 462 code for a protein of 119 amino acids. NCBI's taxonomy places the organism in Eukaryota, Metazoa, Chordata, Mammalia, Perissodactyla, Rhinocerotidae. Gene Ontology annotation, biological process: protein transport.